This is a messenger RNA of Electrophorus electricus (electric eel), 2108 nucleotides long. RefSeq names its product trafficking protein particle complex subunit 6B, like (gene trappc6bl). Gene Ontology annotation, biological process: regulation of GTPase activity; endoplasmic reticulum to Golgi vesicle-mediated transport. The record is from RefSeq and is a predicted model, not a curated record. NCBI's taxonomy places the organism in Eukaryota, Metazoa, Chordata, Actinopteri, Gymnotiformes, Gymnotidae. Gene Ontology annotation, cellular component: TRAPP complex; trans-Golgi network; cis-Golgi network.
UUAUAGUUCAAGCGUCUCAAACAAAACAUAUAGCUUUAUUUUGAGAGAAGCUAGGUUCACUACGGUGUUUGCUCUCUCGUACACAUUAUAAACACGACCAGAGGAAGCUGGCCGGCUUGGGCGAGCUCACUAAGCAUGGCAGACGACGUUCUCUUCGAGUUUCUUCACAUGGAGAUCAUGUCUUAUGUUUACAAGGAGCCCAGAAUGCGGGACGAUCCUGAUACGGAGAGAGUGACAGGUUUAUCCAUACUAGAAGGAAUGGGCUUCAGAGUGGGACAAGGCCUAACAGACAGGUUUACAAAAGACUACCCCACCUUCAAAGAUGAACUGGAUAUUAUGAAAUUCCUCUGUAAAGAUUUCUGGUCCAGUAUCUUCAGAAAGCAAAUUGACAACUUGAGGACCAACCACCAGGGUACAUAUGUUUUACAGGAUAACACAUUUGCACUGUUAACUCAAAUCUCCAGUGGAAAGCAGCACCUUGAAGAGGCUCCUAAAUAUUUGGCAUUCCCCUGUGGCUUGUUGAGGGGAGCUUUGUCCAGUCUGGGCUUGGAGAGUUUGGUGUCUGCUGAGGUUGCUUUGAUGCCCUCAAGCAAAUUUCAGGUUGUAAUUCAGAAAACCUAAAAUGGACAGAAACACACAUCGACAGCUUUUGGUGUUUUUCCUCCAGGUCAAAAUAAAAUGAAUGUAAAUGUACAAUAGGUCCGGAGCGUUCACAAAAGAGAGUGUGGUUACAGCGUAUAUUUUUGAAAAAGUCAUGUUUGUCAUUUUUCAAUUUUGCAGACAAUGUGACACACCAGUUUGUUACACAUACACUUUGAUGCUUACACUGACGAGGCUGGGGUGGACUAGUAAAAUCUGUAGCAAAAAAGGAAAAAAGACUAAGUAGACCUUCAAGUGAAAGUAAUAUGUGAUGAUCACAAAACGUUUCUUCAAAUUUAGCUCACCAUUUGAUUUCAGACAAUCAGCAGAAACUCCACUCUUCAGAUAGCCUUUACUGAGAUACAAAGUAAAGCUUUUGGUUGUUGUUAUUACCUCUAGCAUAUUUGCCAAAUUAAAAGUCUUGUGUUUUCUGCACAUGCUGCUCAACUCAUCCUGUGUUCUUUGGAUUUCAUGCUGUGUGGAAGUGAGGCAGUGACAGCGGAACACAAAUGUUUGCCAAAUUGUUUGAAGUUUACUCCUCUACCUCCAUUCUACACAAUUUGCUGCCAAAAACAGAGAUUUUAAAUGAGUGAAAACUGUGCACUUUAUACUGUAGGAGGGAAAAACAAUGAGAAAUAUUUUCAUUACACUCUUCUCCAGUGCCAUUCUUUAUUGUUUUGUUUUUAUAUGUGUAAGCGUUGCUGGUUCAGAAGCAAGUCUGGUGAUUAUUAAAACAAGUAGAGCCUUAUGUUAUAACUGAUUAUAACUGCUGUGUAGACAAUACAACAACUGCACUGUAGCAUUUAUCUCUUUGGCAGGGCUAAUUAUUUUUGGUUCUCUGAUACUUCAGCAGAUCCAGUACAUGGUAGAGAGGCUCUCGUGAAUGUGGAUCAGAGCUCUCUGCCAGCUGAGCCUGUUCACAUCAUCCCUAGAGGACCAAAAAACUUUAGGAAUUAAGUAAAUGAGAAUUUGGAUGUUAAUGGUCAUAAAUAUCUUAGAUUCUCAAGUCUACCCUAUUCUUCCUCUCUGUUCUUUGGCCAAUGUUAGCUAAACUACGGUCAUACUGAUUUAUUACUACCAUGAGAUUUGUUUGUUUUUGUGACAACCUUUUGAUAUUAUAAGAAACAAACAACUACAAGGACUAGGCUCGACAGCUAAAGCAUACACACAUACAAAUAAAAAAACACCCUUGUUCAGACUCUUUGAAGAUCAAUUUUCUUUGCUAUAAACAAUUGUUUUCAGCCAGAGAUUGAGCUGUGAUCCUUCUCUGUCUGCUAAUGCCUUUUUAAACUGCUUGGGGUCAUUUGUUGUUUCUACUCUUUUUAAACUGCCUUUUUUAUUAUCUGGAUUUACUUUCUUGUAGUGUGAGCUUUUGGAAACACACAGAAAUGUGUAUUUGUUUAGCUAUAUUUUUGGCUGGACUAUAUCUGUCCUUGCUGGAAUACCUGAAUAAAAAGCUAUGCAAUUUC